Molecule: messenger RNA, 957 nt
Organism: Mya arenaria
Lineage: Eukaryota; Metazoa; Mollusca; Bivalvia; Myida; Myidae
Product: piggyBac transposable element-derived protein 4-like
Exons: 2
Coding region: 1-957 (318 amino acids)
Source: RefSeq, a predicted model, not a curated record
AUGGCAAAGUUUUUAGAGGUGUACACGCCGGAACAGAACCUCAGCUUCGACAAAGGGACUUGUCCAUGGAAGGGGCGUUUGAAAAUCUGGGUCUACAACCCAGCAAAACCAGUGAAGUUUGGGAUCAAACUGUUUCAACUCUGUGAAGCUAGUAGUGGCUAUUGUUUGGGGUUUGAAGUGUAUGCUGGGAAGACAAAUGAAACGAACACUAACUAUUGUGAGGCACUGGGUGUUGAUCCUGAACAUUUGACACUUACAACACAGUGUUUGAAAAGGAAGAUGGAUGAGGGGAAAUGCGUGUAUCACACUAAUGACAAUAUGUUAGCAUUAAAAUUUAAAGACAAGCCUGAUGUCAGCAUGUUGACAACUAUACAUGGUGCCAACAUGAGUGUGCUAUGGAAAAGGAAGCAUGGCACUGACAUCCAUGUACAAAAGCCAACCUGUAUUGUGUAUUAUUGUCGGUACAUGGGAGGUGUGGACCUUCUUGACCAGUUUGAUCAAUACAGCACCAUUGCUAGGAAAACAAAGAAGUGGUGGAGGAAGCUUUUCUUCCAUAUAAUGAACAUUUGUAUAGUCAAUGCGUACAGGUUGUACGAGAAGUACACCACCAACAGACCGAAGAAAGACCAUGAGGGUUCCCGCAAGUCUGUGGUUGAAGCCCUGAUCAUCGAAGGCGGUGGACCACGUGGCCAAACUGAACGUCGGGGAAGGCCUAUCCUUGGAGAAAAGCCUGCUAGACUGACAGGAAAGCACUUUCCUGCAUUCAUCCCUGCAAAACAAGGGGCUAAGCAGGCCAAGCCAUGCCGGGACUGUGUCGCCUGCAACGUCAAACCGGAAAAUCGGGAAGGGAGCAAGAGAAAACAGACUGCAUACUGGUGUCCUGACUGCCAAGUUGCAUUGUGUUUCAGGAUUUAUCACAGCCACUAUGACUAUAAGGCAGUGUUAAACAAUGUUUGA